Molecule: messenger RNA, 1941 nt
Organism: Bipolaris sorokiniana ND90Pr
Lineage: Eukaryota; Fungi; Ascomycota; Dothideomycetes; Pleosporales; Pleosporaceae
Exons: 3
Coding region: 263-1810 (515 amino acids)
Biological process (GO): transmembrane transport
Molecular function (GO): transmembrane transporter activity
Source: RefSeq, a predicted model, not a curated record
AUAUCUACUCCUCGAAGCGAAGAUUCUUCACGGAAAAGCUUUUCUAUGGACGACGACGCGUAUCCACCCACGGAUAUGAUCCGCCAUUAGCGUCCUGCAAUCCAAGCAUAACCCAAUCUGUAGCCCAAACCAAUCGUACAUUAAUGCUCUUGAUUCGCUUGCAUUCUUCCUUCAUCUGAUAUCACUCUAUGCCCAAUCUUUUUUCGACUCACUCACUGAAUCAUUGUUUUUGUUCACGAUUUGCCUUCUAUGAGUACGCAUAAUGGCACCCUCUUCCACAUCCUCCUCAGCACCCGCUGGCCCUCAGCAUGCCAAUCCGGACACCGAACCUGAGAAGCAGACGCAAUAUGCCUCCAUUAUCCCUGAGCAACCACAACAAGACCGGCUGCAGCUGCAACGCACAGUCUCGAGCAGUCACCACGACAUGGUCAAUGUCCAAUACGUCGCAACUGGCGACAACGAUGUCAUCUACAGCAAGUUCUCCAACAGUCGAAAACUAGUCAUUGUUGCCGUUGUGUCGUUUUGUAGCUUCCUCGCUCCCAUUUCCUCAACCACUGUAUUGUCCGCUGUUCCUGAGGUGGCUGCUACCUUCAACACCGACGGCUCCAUCAUCAAUGUGUCCAAUGCCCUGUACAUGCUCUUCAUGGGCCUGUCUCCAUGCUUCUACGGGCCAUACGGCAACAUUUACGGCCGCAAAUGGGUCUCUGUCACGAGUGCUGCCUUGUUCACUGCUUUUUCCAUUGGCACAGCUUUGGCACCCAAUCUGGCUGCCUUCUUUGUCUUUCGAAUCCUUACCGCGUUUCAAGGGACUGCGUUUUUGGUGAUUGGAUCGGCCGUCAUUGGCGAUAUCUACAAGCCGACUGAGCGCGCAACAGCACUGGGUUGGUUCCUCAGCGGUACCCUUAUUGGACCAGCACUGGGCCCCUUUCUCGGUGGCAUCAUCGUCACAUUCCGGACCUGGCGUGACAUCUUUUGGCUGCAGACAGCUUUGGCUGGCGCAGCAACCAUGUUCUGCUUCUUCCUCCAGCCAGAGACGAUUCACAAGCGACGUGCCGACGAGCUCCAAGGACUACCAAGGAAAGAGCGAGCCGUCAAAAUGUGGCAGUGGCUCAACCCCUUUCGCAUCAUCAUGUUGUAUCGGUACCCGAAUAUCCUCCUCACAGGAUUGGCUUCGAGUGCGCUCGUCUGGAACAUGUACUCGCUGCUCACACCCAUCCGCUACGUCUUGAACCCGCGCUUCAACCUCGAGACGCCAUUGCAGUCUGGUCUCUUCUACAUUGCGCCCGGAUGCGGAUACCUAGUAGGCACCUUUGUCGGCGGCCGCUAUGCCGACCGCGUAGUUAAAAAGUACAUUCGCAAGCGCGGCCAGCGUGUCUCGGAAGAUCGUUUACGCAGCUGCGUCUUGUUUCUGGGCGUCAUGAUGCCAGCCUGCAUGCUUAUCUACGGCUGGAGUGUUGAGAAGCGCGUUGGUGGGGUCGCUCUGCCCGUCAUUAUGAUGUUCCUGCAGGGUGUGGGCCAACUUUUUUGUUUUCCGAGUUUGAAUACGUAUUGUCUGGAUGUCAUGCAGAGUCGGAGUGCUGAGGUCGUUGCGGGUAACUACUUUAUGCGGUACAUGUUUGCUGCCGGAGGAUCUGCUGCCUGUCUGCCCGCCGUUCGAGCCAUUGGCGUCGGCUGGUUCUCGACCAUUAGCGCUGCAUUUCUUGUUGCCGGCGCGGCGGGAACCUAUGUCACGGCGCUGUAUGGAAAGUCCUGGCGCAUGGCUAUUGAUGAGAAGAAGGCGGCCAGGAAGGAGGGUGAAGAUAAAGUGUAGGUUGUCGAUGGGAACUAAAUACUGAGUUCAUGAUGGAUACUUGGGUCAUGGAGUCAUGUACAGACAUGCAACUUUUCUUUUUCAACCCCAUCGAACUCGCACAGAUUGAUCAGUUACCAACAUUGAAAAAA